AUGACCAGCUACGACGACCGGACGCUGCACGUCCCCCGGCACAUUGGGAGGAACGUCCUACCUUGUCAUCCACUCUUCAACAGGCUCGUGAGGUUCGCGCAUAGUGUGCCUCCGAGGUUGUGCGCGAGGGAUGUCAAUACGGGCGUUGAGGCGACGCAUGUGCAACUACUUACGGAUGUGUUGGCUUUUCGGGAGAGGGUGUGGGAGAGUCUAAGUGAUGGCGUGAGGAAGGCGUUGGAGCAGAGAGAGGAGGUAUAUAUUGCCAUCUUGGCACCUGGUGGAUACGAGUUCACGGUGGCGAUCCUGGCGGCGCUGGCCUUGGGGGCCGCGGUGGUGCCCAUGACGGUAGCUCUUCCGCCGGAGGAGGCUCUUUACUUCGCCACCAAGUCGAGAGCCGCUGCAGUCCUGGUAUCUGAGGGCGCACUUCGUCUUGGCUUGUCACUGGAGAAAUUGGUCAAGGACCAGGAUCCACAAAGCCCGUUCGUCUGUGUGAAUGUCGCGCCGUCGCUGAAGAAUCAGCCGUUGCAUCCAACUCAGAUCAUCGUCUCAUCUGACCUCUACCUCGACGACAAUGCCCCUGGAGUCGUCAUCUUUACUUCAGGGACGACGGGUCCUCCGAAAGGCGCAGUGAUGCGGCGAGGUUUCAUCCACGACGAGGCCUUGGGUGUCAUUGACCACUACAACAUUACCCCAGAUGACGUUCUUCUCCAUCUACUUCCCGUGCACCAUGCGACUGGUAUCGGUAUGAUGUUUUUUCCGUUCCUUGUGGCCGGGUCACUCCUGGAAUUCAGAAGCGGCAGCUUCAGUCCCGAGUGGACCUGGGAACGCUGGCGGCGAGGGGGUGCCACGUUCUUCUCUGGCGUUCCGACGAUUUACAUGCGAAUGAAGCGGUACUUCCAGCAGAAUCUCGCGUCUCGAAAUGGUGUCGAACAUUACAUAGCUGGGGCCCGAGCAUUGCGUUGUUGCAUCUGUGGGACUUCCGCACUGCCCAAGCCGAUCGCAGACUUCUGGCGGCACUUGCUCGGACGGAAUAUAAUGCUAAGAUACGGCAUGACGGAGACCGGGGCCGUGUUCAAAGUACGGCUGGGAGAUCAGAAUGUGCCAGACGGGUCAGUCGGCACGCUGUUUCCCGGAUACGACGUACAACUCUCGGAAGGAAAUGAAGGCGAAAUCCUGGCCAAGAGCCCAGGCAUGUUCUCCAAAUUCCUCUUCGAUCCAGCGGCCACGGCAGCGUCUCAUACGGAGUCCGGAUAUUACAAGACAGGGGAUAUUGCGCGAAGGGAGGGCGAGUACUACUGGAUCCUGGGGCGAAGUUCUGUCGAUAUCAUCAAAUCUGGGGGAUACAAGAUCUCAGCCCUCGACAUUGAAAGAGAAGUCCUCGCUCUGCCAUAUGUCGCCGAAGUAAUGGUAGUUGGCGUGCCGGACGAUGAAUUUGGGGAGAGAGUAGGUGCGGUUGUUUCCCUGAAAGUGGAACGAGACAUGUCGCCAGAUGAGCGACGAUAUGUCAUCCGAGACCUCAGCAUCCAGAAGCUCAGGGCAGAUUUGCGAGAAAGGCUAGCAGGAUACAAGAUGCCGACCGUACUGCGAAUCAUCCCAGAUGAGCUUCCCAAGUCAGGCACGGGCAAGGUCGUGAAGAAGCUGCUAGGGCCGCAGUUCUUUCCGCCCAACAAGUAUAAGAGUCUGCCUGAAGUCCAGGUAUGGAGUCGAGAUGAGCAGCCCAAGGCGAAGCUGUGA
This is a messenger RNA of Zasmidium cellare ATCC 36951, 1734 nucleotides long. RefSeq lists its product as uncharacterized. Gene Ontology annotation, biological process: fatty acid metabolic process. The record is from RefSeq and is a predicted model, not a curated record. Gene Ontology annotation, molecular function: medium-chain fatty acid-CoA ligase activity. NCBI's taxonomy places the organism in Eukaryota, Fungi, Ascomycota, Dothideomycetes, Mycosphaerellales, Mycosphaerellaceae. The transcript has a single exon. Bases 1 to 1734 code for a protein of 577 amino acids.